Molecule: messenger RNA, 2474 nt
Organism: Candoia aspera
Lineage: Eukaryota; Metazoa; Chordata; Lepidosauria; Squamata; Candoiidae
Gene: CHURC1
Product: churchill domain containing 1
Exons: 4
Coding region: 144-482 (112 amino acids)
Biological process (GO): multicellular organism development; positive regulation of DNA-templated transcription; fibroblast growth factor receptor signaling pathway
Molecular function (GO): zinc ion binding
Source: RefSeq, a predicted model, not a curated record
CCCUCGCUGGCCUACGCGCCUCCUUUCAGAGAGGCACUUGGAACAGAGUCGAAGAAAUCUCGCUUGUUUUCCUUUCUUGCUCUCUCGCGUGGAGAGCGACGUCACGGGGACGCACAGAUUCGGGAAGGAGGUUCGAGGUCAGCAUGUGUGGGGGCUGCGUGAAGACGGAGUACCCGCCUCGGGGUAACACUUGCUUGGAGAACGGAUCCUAUCUGAUGAAUUAUGUUGGUUGUGCUGAAUGCGAAACACGGGAUUUUGUGAUGAUUGUGAACAAAGCAACAGAAGAAGAGGAUGGAGAGGAAAUUAUCACUUAUGAUCAUGUAUGUAAGAAUUGUCAUCAUGUGAUAGCCAGGCAUGAAUAUACUUUUGGUGUAGUGGACGAUUACCAGGAAUACACCAUGCUGUGCAUGCUCUGCGGCAGGGCGGAAGAUUCUAUCAGUGUCUUGCCCGAUGAUCCUCAUCUGAUGACUCCAUUGUUCUGAAGUGUUUUGAUUUUUCUCAGCCAUUGUAUCAUGUACCAAGUGACAGGAACUCACGGAAUAUGACAUUUACACAACACAACAAAUGCACACUCUGUUCAAUCCAUGUGGGAAAUCAAGUGAUAAGGGGUCAGAAAAUAGCAGCUUGGUUUGCCAUCAUCAGAAGCAAAGUCUGUAUUCUAAGCAAGCGAAAGGAAGAGGAAAAAAAAGUUUCAUUUGCUGAAAGCGUCAUCAAAUGUUAGAAAAGGCAGAGAAGCUGCUUGCUGCUUUUGGUCUUUUUAAAUGUUUUCUCUUUAAUGUUUUCUACAAGUCAGUAGAAAACUGCUCUGAUCAAUGUUAUUGGCAUUGUAGGGGAUGUGUUUUGCAGAAAACUUUGGAAAGGACCAAAACAGGAGGACCUUUUUGUGACUGUUUCUAUACCACUGCAAUACCUACUUCUGCCUCCAGCUCUCCUUAUUUGAUAGAGGACUCUCUAAAACGGAAAUAAUGCAGGAGACCCAAAAAAAGUAUGAGAAAUGCUUAUUGUUAUUGUGAAGUUUUCUGUGUGUUAGGGGAAAAAAAGCCUUUUCCUUAAGCUACCAAGCACCAUGUAGAACUUGGAAGAGGCAAGAUCUCCCAGAAAGCUUUAGAGAAGGAUAGAAAUAGCAAGUGUUUCUUGGCUGUUUCUGUGCCCCAAAUAUCCCUGCAAGUGAAAGAAGACCCCAUUUUCCUUCAAGCCUUCCAGAAAGCAUGGUUGACUCAUAGGAGAAUCAUAUAGCUUCAUGCUUCACAGAGAAUGGACAGAUGAAGAAAUCUUGCUGAUUCUGAUUGAAAUUACUGCAGUGAUGUGAAUGUCCCAAACUAUGGGAUACUUGCCCCCUGACAUACUAAAGGUGGGGCAACCAGUUCCUGAGUCUAAGGGGGCAAUUACUUUUCAUAUUGGCACAUCAUAUAUUGGGUGAUUGUUUAUGAAAUAAAUGAAACAAGUUCAUAAAGUUGGCAUUACAGUACUUGUUUGCUCAGAUUCCCUUUAUCAGUAGGACCCUCAUUAAUUUCAAUGGGAAGGCUACACAUCAAUUCAGAAAAUCUAAAAAAGGGAAAGUGCUUUUUCACAGAACUGUAUUUGAUUCAGCCCAGCAGCCUUCUGUGGUUCAUUUGUAAUGCCACCCUGUGGUACAUGGCCUAUUUCAAUUAGGAUUUCACUGUGAAAUUAGGUGGGGAGAGCAUCUGAUGUGAGACUAAUUAAACUGAAGUUUUGUCUUUAAGAAACUCAGUCAAGGGCCAUAAAUCUUUAGCCACUGAACCAUUUAUGAAUGCAAAUUACCUUAAAUGUAAGCUUCAGUUCUCAUACGCAAAAUUAGAAAGGGACCUGGUGUCUGCUAAUGGAUUCUAGAAACGUUACUCUCUAUGGAGAUUAGGCCUUUCAGAAAGAUUGUACUGAUCCCAUAGUGGUGUCUGCCCUUGUUGUAAGUUGCAUGGCCAAACUGCUCUGAUGCGAUGUGGAUUGAGAUGACUCUCUCUUGCCAAAGAUUUUGAUGACAGUGCCGUGAUUUACUUUUCCUGCCCAAUGAAGUAGAUACUGAUCUUUAAUCACAAGACUAAAAUUAACACAGAUCAUCUUGCCAAGCUAGUUAUUUAUGAGUGUAGAACAUGAGGCACUCAAGGCCAGUUGGCAUGGUAAGUCAAUGGAAGGAGUAAUUCUGUAAUUGCCAGGUGCUGGGAAUAAAUUCUAGGACUGUUGCUUUUGGAAGUACAGUAGAUCUUGUAAGGCAGUUCUAGUUACAUUCUUUAUCAUAAUUUGACCUGAACUGGCAGUGUUGAAAAUCUGUUAUCUAAAUUACUGAAAUGCCCCCAAAAUACUAGAGUGUAUGUAGACGUUUGCUGUGAAAUUAGGCCUUUUUGUUAGGUAAGAUAGUGGGCAUAAGGUAGUCAUUGCUAAGCAGAGGUGAUUCUAAUUUUUGUCAGGAGAGCAUUCAGCAUGUGCUGCUUUGUCCUAAAAUAAACGUGACUGAAACC